GGAUUGUCCGCAGAAGGCGGCAUCAUCAAGUCAAAGACCGGAAUCGGGUGGAAGAGAAAUAAAUUGUCUUCGUGAGCAACGAGGAUCUCCUUGCAGAGAGAACCGGCGCCUUUCUCGCCACAGAUCAUCUCUGUUCCCACAGUCCUCUUGUUGACCUUUUGGUAGCUUUGCAAUGGAAGCCGCUCACGAGGAUGGAUCUCACCUGCAUUGUGAAGAUCCAUGUAAGAGGUAUGAAUACAGCAAGAAACUGACAGGAGCAAGUACAGAUACCGAAAAGCUUUAUCAAGCAGUGCCGCAGCUUGGAAAUAUGUUCAAAAUUAAGGGGAAAAUUGGUGAAGGUACAUUUAGUUCUGUUUAUUUGGCCAUAGUCCAAUUACGAGGAGGCCGUGAAGAAAAAGUAGCUUUGAAACACCUGGUGCCUACAAGUCAUCCUCUACGAAUUGCUGCUGAACUUCAGUGUCUUAUAAUAGCUGGGGGGCAGGAUAACGUCAUGGGAGUUAAAUAUUGUGUUAGAAAAAAUGACCAUGUGGUUAUUGUUAUGCCUUAUCUGGAACAUGAAUCCUUUUUGGACAUCUUAAACUCUCUCUCUUUUGAAGAAGUCAGAGCUUAUAUGUUCAACCUCAUUAAAGCAUUGAGGCGUAUUCAUCAUUUUGGUAUUGUUCACCGGGACAUCAAACCAAGUAACUUCUUAUAUAACAGGAAGCUGAAAGAGUAUGCCCUUGUUGACUUUGGUCUGGCACAAGGGACUCCUGACACAAAAAUAGAUCUUCUCAAAGGUGCCCUGUCUGAAGCCCAGCAGGGAGGUUCUGCACACAAACCUAACCCAACUUUGGGAAGUCAGGUUUCCGUCAUUUCCACGGCACCUCGACAGCUAAUUCAUCAGUCAGCCUCAAAAACUGCUACUAAAAGGCCUUGUUCCUUUUCACAAACACAGAUUAAACAAGGACACAAAAGAAAGGAGGGGUCCGAGUGCCAUUCUAUGCAACGAUCUGUCUUUGGGGAGAGAAAUUUCAAUAUCCGAAGUUCCAUAUUUCAAGACAACUCCACAGUUAAACUCAUCAAGAAUCCCAGGAUGACCGAUAUUGCAUCUAGAAAACUGUCAGCAAAGAAGAAGGUCACCUCUACUGUGAACAGUGACUUAGCCAAAAAAGCUGCCAGCAGUUGCCCAGCUAACUUGACCUGCAACUGUUAUGGAAAAGAUAGAGUCUGCAGUAUUUGUCUCUCAAGGUGUCAGCAGGUUGCCCCAAGGGCAGGCACACCUGGAUUCAGAGCACCAGAGGUACUAACCAAGUGCCCUAUUCAAACUACAGCAAUUGACAUGUGGGCUGCAGGCAUCAUAUUCCUCUCUCUGUUGAGUGGCCGGUAUCCAUUUUAUAAAGCAAGUGAUGAUUUAACAGCUUUGGCACAGAUCAUGACAAUUCGUGGAUCCAAGGAAACUAUUCAGGCUGCUAAAACAUUUGGUAAAUCAGUGUUGUGCAGCAAAGAAAUCCCAGCACUGGAUCUAAGAACGCUAUGUGAAAGACUGAGAGGGAAAAGUAUUAACUCUGAUGUUUCAACAGGUGAUGUACAGAUCAACCCUUUUCGGGAACAUGCAUUACCAGCUGAAAUAAGUAAUAAUUCAGAGUUUGUGUCUCAGACACCCCAAAAAUUCAUCCAGCAUCAGAAGAAAAAUUGUCAUGAAGGUGAUGGCAUGAAUGUUAGGUCUUCAGAAAAAGCAGCUGAUCUGAAAGGAUGGGACACGAUCCCUGAUGAGGCCUAUGAUCUUCUUGAUAGGCUGCUAGACCUAAAUCCUGCAACAAGAAUAACCGCAAAGGAUGCCUUGCUCCAUCCUUUUUUCAAAAAUAUGAAGCCAUGAAAAGACACUCAUGAUUGUCCUUCAGUUACUGCAUAGAUGAGUAUCACUGGGAGUAUCUACCAUCACAGAUCUUUAAAUGAAAUCAAAGUCCCGGCAAGGAUCUUUUUUUUUUUCAUUUAUAUGGCUUCAUAACAGCAUGCGUCUUGCUGUAGCUAUAAAGCUGAUCAACUAUUAAACAUACUUCUGGUGGGCAACUGACAUAGACUGUUUAUUGUUAGAUUUUUUUCAGGGUAGUGUAUCUUAAUUGUUUCUAAUUCUGUUGUACCAUUGAGAUGCAUUCACAGGCAUCUUUUAUGUAGUCUGGUUAUUGAUGACACUACACUACUUUGCUCCCUAGACCAAGGCAAAUGAGGUAUGGACACCAUCAAAAGCAGUCUGCCUAAAAUUUUUGUCUCAUGUUGUUUAUGACUCCUAGAAUUACUGAAGUUUCUUGCAUCCCAGCUUCAAAUGCCUGUUCAAGUGUGCCUUAAAAGCCUGGCCUGUGGCGUGGGGGGGGGGGGGCGGAGAAUGGCCCCCUGGGCAAAAUGGCGCCUGGGCUCCCAGCACCACCACUCCCUGCAGUGCCCCCCCCCACUUACCAGAGUUCAGUUGGCUGCAAAAAUCAGCCUUCUGAAAAAGUAGCCUGGUAGAAAGUAUACUUCCCAGGAGACCUUGCAAGCUGCCAUUGGGGGGGGGGGGCUCUGCAGGGGGGCAAGGCCCAGCCACCUCUGGGAAGGAGGAGGGGUAUGGUUGGGCCUUGGCAUGUUGUGCGCAUACUGCCCGAGCAGUCCUUGGCCCGGGUGGCACACGCACGUGGUGCCAAGAGCUAGCCACACCUCUCCUUCCCGGAAGUGUGGGGGGCAAUUUUUCCACCCCCCAUGUGACUCCCAAGGGGGUGUCCAGGGCAUUUGUCCCCAUGACAUCUACGCCACUGAGGCUGGCCAUUAUGAUUGUGACUGAGAAAAUUUUCAUUCUUUAAUUGUUUUUACUUCCAGUCUUGCAGGAGUAAAGUGUUAAUUAACAUAAUAGAGAGCUUAUACUAUUCACUGAAAACAACAUGUGAAUAACACAUUUGCAUUGCUUCUCUCCAUGGAAGAAAUGGCUUUGAGUUUCGGAUGGCUCAAAGCAGUGUGUCCUUUGGUAUACUCUCAUUGUGGAUGAUUGAAAGUCAUAGCUACGCUGUCAUAUAUUAACAUCCAAAUGUAAAGUCCUCAUUUCCCCCUCUUCCCUGUUCAUUUAUCUAUUGGGGUCAGUUGCUUUACACACCGUGGCAGAAUAUUACUGGCAAUUGAAGUAGCCACGAUUUGGGGCAUCCUGUAAAGGUUUGCUUCAUAUUAAUUGUUAGUGAAGUGGGGUAAAAGUUGUAUCAACUGUGUUCUUGAAAUUUCUGUUCUUGUAGAGAAGUAUGACACCUUUCCAUCUCUAUAAACAUUUGGGAUAUGUACUGUUGCUUUACAUUUUACACAACCUCUAUUUUUUAUGUAGCAAGCACCUUGCCUAUUUUGCCAGGGUUUAUCAGCUACUUGCUCAUUGAUUCUUUCCUAUAUCUUGUAUGAUUGUCUGAAUUAUUUCAAAAGUUUUGUUUUUGCUGGAAUGGCCAAAAUAAGGUUUCUUUUUCUAAUAAAGAUGAAAUAUCACAUCA
This is a messenger RNA of Sphaerodactylus townsendi, 3476 nucleotides long. RefSeq names its product cell division cycle 7 (gene CDC7). The record is from RefSeq and is a predicted model, not a curated record. Gene Ontology annotation, biological process: protein phosphorylation; mitotic DNA damage checkpoint signaling. The transcript has 12 exons. Bases 173 to 1855 code for a protein of 560 amino acids. Gene Ontology annotation, molecular function: ATP binding; protein serine/threonine kinase activity. Lineage: Eukaryota; Metazoa; Chordata; Lepidosauria; Squamata; Sphaerodactylidae. Gene Ontology annotation, cellular component: nucleus.